AUGCUAAAUGUAGCCAUGAGCAAGGUCAAGUACGAGGAGUGGACCAACAAGGCGCAGCAGACAGCGCAGAAGGGGCUCGACUUGACGAACGAGAUGAUCAAGACGGUAUUUCAGGACACCCAAGAAUCGACGACGGAAGAUCUGAAAUGUGCGGCCGAGAGUGUUGACGAGUUUGCCAAAGAGAUGGUACUCGAGAUUAAGAAUAUGGAACCGAAGGCCACUGUGGUUGUAGAGAAGGCGACUGAAGAUCCGGUGGCGGCUUCAAGCGACACUGAGUGGGAGCAGGUGACGGAGCAGGACCGGACGUUGAAUCCGGUGGAGGAGGCGCCUGCGGUUGUCGUGCUUGUGGUGGAUGGACCGGUUGUGGUUGCUGACUCGGUAGUUAUUGCGCCGUUGGUUGCUGCUCCGUCGGAGGGUGGAAUUAUGUGA
Molecule: messenger RNA, 429 nt
Organism: Peronospora matthiolae
Lineage: Eukaryota; Oomycota; Peronosporomycetes; Peronosporales; Peronosporaceae
Source: the annotation of a GenBank genome assembly